AUGGCUGAUGUCGGGCUGGAGGACAUCAACGCUAGCAUCCUCCAAAAAGCGCUUCACAUCCCAGCGACUGUAAAGACGCUCACCCAGUGCAAUUGGACACGACACCUGGUCCGACAACUGCUUGAUGCCCUCCGGGUGUUCAGAGAGCAGAGGUUCUUCAAGGAAAAGUGGCUUGUGCGGUUCAAGCGCCUUGGCCAAUUGCUUCGCCAUGGGCUUGUGCAAACGGCCAUGGAAGUCCAGCGCAGCAUCCAGACCCAACGCCUUGACAGCCUUCAGACGCUCGACGCUAGAAUCCAACGCUCGUGGGGAAUCCAGCCAGUUCACGUCCUCCGUGGCGUUCAUCUUGAUCGCUUUGAAUCCCUGUGCCAGGCGUGCUUUGCCGGCUGCUUCGACGUCGUCGGGUCGGUCACCGCCGAUCCAUGCGUAGACGGAGAGCUUAUUGCGGACCUUUCCCCCGAUGAGCUGGUGAAUUGGGACGCCGAGUUUGCGGCCCUUGAGAUCCCACAAGGCGAUGUCGAUACCGGAGAUGGCGGACAUGAAGACGGGGCCACCGCGGUAGAAGCCGAGACGCCAGGUCAUUUGCCAGAUGUGUUCGAUAUCACUGAUCUGUUAGCCCUUCUGCGUCGUAGUGCUGAGGGGAUUGAGGGGGGGAAUAUACUCGGCCUCGUAUCCCUGGAAACGCUUGCACAGCGCAUUGAGCGUUCCUUCGACGGCUUCUGUGUGCCCUUCGAGGGUGCUUUCACCCCAGCCGUGGUUUCCAUCUUCAUCUACUACUUUGACGAAAAGCCAUCUGGGAAGGACUCGGAAAUACUCGAUGGUCUUGAUCUUGGCCAUGGUGAUUGCGGGGAAGUUGGAGAAGAUAACGUGGGGAAAUUAAUCGUUGAACAGCACUACAGGACUGAACGAAAGGCUCAAACUUCGGAUUUUGUAUUUUACUUUGAGGAAGAGAAAGAGAAGAAAAAAGAAAGAAAAUCUGAACAGAAAAGGGGAGGAAGGGUAUAA
Aspergillus oryzae RIB40 is the source of this 1002-nucleotide messenger RNA. RefSeq lists its product as uncharacterized. NCBI's taxonomy places the organism in Eukaryota, Fungi, Ascomycota, Eurotiomycetes, Eurotiales, Aspergillaceae. The transcript has a single exon. Bases 1 to 1002 code for a protein of 333 amino acids. The record is from RefSeq and is a predicted model, not a curated record.